AUAAACUGUGUGGAAUUUUGCAGGGGCGUUUCCUUAUGCAAAAUGUUUCAUCUGUGGUGAGAUGGGGCAUCUGUCAAGGUCAUGUCCAGAUAAUCCCAAAGGAUUGUAUGCUGAAGGGGGCUGCUGCAAACUCUGUGGCUCUGUGGAGCACUUCAGAAAAGACUGUCCGGAGAACAAGAACUUAGAUCAGGUUACGGUUGGGCGAUGGGCCACUGGAAUGAGUGCUGAUUAUGAAGAAGUUACAGAAACACCAAAACUGCAAAAACCCAAAGCAAAAGUACCUAAGGUUGUUAAUUUCUGAAGGCCUCUGUUGGAUGCUGAGCAACAGCUGCAGCACACAGCUUCACUUCAGUGGUGACUGUGUAGAGUGGACUGACCUGCAGGUUCCAGAAAAUCGAGCGGACUGUUGCUGCUAAAGUUGUGUCCCUGUUUUUUUCAGUUUGCCUCCCUGACUCAUCUAGCUUACUGAAAAGCUGGGAACAGCAGAAAUGCAGCAAGUGGAUAUUUAAUUUUUAUAUAUUUUUGCAGAAAUACAGCUUUCUGUCUGAUUCACAUUCCUUCUCACGGCUAGUUCUCUGAAGAGGGAACUCUGAGGAGAGAAGUUAGUUUCCUCUCAUAACAAAUCUGGUUGCAAUAACCACACAGGGUAUGUGCACUGUAUCACGUGGGUUUAUGACCAGUGGAUUCAGCUGGUCGGUAGGGUUAACUAAAGAGUGCUGCUGUUGUCAGAUUAUCAAUACAGUUGUGCUGAUCUCGAGAGUCUUUCUGCA
Oxyura jamaicensis (ruddy duck) is the source of this 770-nucleotide messenger RNA. It is a transcript of the gene ZCCHC9, whose product is annotated as zinc finger CCHC-type containing 9. The transcript has 3 exons. The record is from RefSeq and is a predicted model, not a curated record. Gene Ontology annotation, molecular function: zinc ion binding; nucleic acid binding. The coding region runs from base 62 to 301 and encodes 79 amino acids. Lineage: Eukaryota; Metazoa; Chordata; Aves; Anseriformes; Anatidae.